Aspergillus neoniger CBS 115656 is the source of this 616-nucleotide messenger RNA. RefSeq lists its product as uncharacterized. The record is from RefSeq and is a predicted model, not a curated record. Lineage: Eukaryota; Fungi; Ascomycota; Eurotiomycetes; Eurotiales; Aspergillaceae. The transcript has a single exon. The coding region runs from base 1 to 540 and encodes 179 amino acids.
AUGCUUCUUCUGCUAACAUUUUGCGUCAGAGCACCAGACAGUACCUUUUGGUUGGAAACGGAUCUCACAUGUCCUUACGGUAAGGGGCGUGAUUGGUGGUCUGUUUCCAGGGUCUUAGAGCCAGAACCAAGGAAUGUUGAUGAGCAAGCCUAUCCUCAUCUGGCUAUUCAUCUCAUUGAUACGAAGGAAGCUCGGGAAGACUCCAUACUCUUCUCUGAAUUCAGUGCAUUAGUUUUUGCUAUGCGAGGCCGCGCAAACCAGCGCAAGGUAGAUUCAGAGACAGAGAAGUGGAGGCUUAUGGAAAACGAUGGUGAAGGGACAGAAGAAUAUCCAUAUCUCUUUCCUAAUGAAGAGUACUUUCCUGUACUUCUCUUCUCUUUUGUCCUUCCUCAACACGCAAGAAUCCUUACUGCAUGCAUAGUCCAAGAAAAGCUGGUCAUUAGACAGUCGAAACUGUACAGCUUUGAAUGGAAGAAGAGCGCGCCGAUUGAUUUUUUUCUUCGCCUUUACCUGAGCCGUCCUUUGGAGACCCGGGGGUGAGUACGACUAUGUCCUCCACCGCACUUUCCCCACGCGUUUUUCCUUAUGCAGUUUCUGCGUUUACUUGUGUAACGAC